This is a messenger RNA of Onychomys torridus (southern grasshopper mouse), 3162 nucleotides long. It is a transcript of the gene Rnf150, whose product is annotated as ring finger protein 150. The transcript is spliced from 7 exons. NCBI's taxonomy places the organism in Eukaryota, Metazoa, Chordata, Mammalia, Rodentia, Cricetidae. Bases 630 to 1943 code for a protein of 437 amino acids. The record is from RefSeq and is a predicted model, not a curated record.
CACACACCAUACACAGACACGCACAAAUCGCUGUACCCCUCAUCCCAUCCACCCAGGACGGUCCCCUCCCUCGACAAGUGAGCGUCCCGGGCGUAGCCAACUAGUCAGGCCAGGAGCGCAGCGCCCACUGCCCUGGGGCACCCACGCGUAGCCGGAGCGACCGCUGCGACUGCAGCUGGACAGACAGUCCCAGCCCCCGGGACCUCGAGCAACCCGCCCCCUCCCCGCCCUGCCGGCCGCGACCAGCAGAGCCGCCACCCCCUCCAAACUCCAGGACCCCCGCCACCCCUAGGAAAGAAGGCGACACAGGGCAGAGGAGCAGGACGCCCGGCAGCCCGAUUCCCCCGCAAGCUCGCAGCGUCCGCUUGGUGUCGGGGCCGCGAUCACCCGGGAAGCCCGAUGCCAGCGCCGCGCGUCGGCUGAGAGGGGACAGGGCCGGCUUCGCCCGCUCGCCCGGAAUCCGGUCUCCGCAGCGGCUGCGAGUCCCAGCUGGGGCCCCGCCGGCCCGGGAGUGAGCAGCAGCGACAGGAGGACCGAAGCGGCCGACCGGGGGUUGGCCCCGUCUAGGGAAGGAGGGACGGAGCGGGAGGAGGGCACAGGGGGCGGGGAGGGGACCCCGGAGGAGAGAGAUGGCAAUGUCUCUCAUCCAAGCGUGCCGCAGUCUGGCUCUCUCAACAUGGCUGCUUUCCUUUUGUUUCGUGCAUCUGCUCUGCCUGGACUUCACCGUGGCGGAGAAGGAGGAAUGGUACACCGCCUUCGUGAACAUCACCUAUGCGGAGCCGGAGCCCGGGGCCGCGGUUGCGGGCGGCGGUGGCGGCGCCGAGCUGCACACGGAGAAGACCGAGUGCGGACGGUACGGCGAGCACUCGCCCAAGCAGGACGCGCGCGGCGAGGUGGUCAUGGCCAGCUCGGCCCACGACCGCCUGGCUUGCGACCCCAACACCAAGUUCGCCGCGCCGGCCCACGGCAAGCACUGGAUAGCCCUCAUCCCCAAGGGCAACUGCACCUACAGGGAUAAGAUCCGGAACGCUUUCCUGCAGAACGCCUCGGCCGUGGUCAUCUUCAACGUGGGCUCCAACACCAACGAGACCAUCACCAUGCCCCACGCAGGUGUGGAAGACAUCGUGGCUAUAAUGAUUCCUGAGCCCAAAGGGAAGGAGAUAGUAAGCCUGCUGGAAAGGAAUAUCACCGUGACCAUGUACAUCACCAUCGGAACCCGGAACUUGCAAAAAUAUGUGAGCCGCACGUCGGUCGUGUUUGUCUCCAUCUCCUUCAUUGUCCUGAUGAUCAUUUCCCUCGCAUGGCUGGUCUUUUAUUAUAUCCAGAGAUUUCGAUAUGCAAAUGCCAGGGACAGGAACCAGCGCCGUCUGGGAGACGCAGCAAAGAAAGCCAUCAACAAGCUCCAAGUCAGGACCAUCAGGAAGGGCGACAAGGAAACAGAGUCUGAUUUUGAUAACUGUGCUGUCUGCAUCGAAGGGUACAAGCCCAAUGAUGUGGUGAGGAUCCUGCCUUGCCGGCAUCUUUUCCACAAGUCCUGUGUUGACCCCUGGCUUCUAGACCAUCGCACCUGUCCCAUGUGCAAGAUGAACAUUCUUAAAGCCCUAGGGAUCCCGCCCAAUGCCGACUGCAUGGACGACUUGCCCAUUGAUUUUGAGGGCUCUCUAGGAGGCCCACCAACCAAUCAGAUCACAGGCGCCAGUGAUACAACAGUAAAUGAGAGCUCAGUCACUUUGGACCCUGCUGUAAGGACAGUGGGAGCCCUACAGGUGGUCCAUGACACAGACCCUGCACCCCAGGAGGGAGAAGCCAUCUUUACAACUAACAGUGACCAGGAGCCAGCAGUGAGCAGUGACUCCGACAUCUCAUUGAUUAUGGCACUGGAAGUGGGACUUUCUGAUGUAGAACUUUCCACUGACCAAGACUAUGAAGAAGUGAAAUCUUGAAAUGGUAGAAACAGACAAAAGGAAACACAGGACCCAGGGGACAAGAAGGAAGCAUGCUCCAAGACUUGAACUGGGUCCACAGCCUUCAGCUCACCAUGGUAACCCCCGGGCACUCUGUUCAAGAGUGGUAACGAAAGCAAUAUCCAAAGUCUGCAGAACCAGGAUGUGGGUUCCCAUCUCUGCAACAAUCUGUGGCCUUGGUGUGGAAGUUGAAAGCUGGCUUCCUCCAUGUCAGCGCAGACACGCAGCAGAAGGUCCUGUCGCAGACUGGAAGGAGACCUUUAUGGCUUCUUUCAGCUUCUCCCAUCUUCUUGUUCGUUUGAAGAUGGUUUCAAUCCCUGGCAAUUUCUUUUUAAAGAUGAUGUGUAGUUUACAUCUAUUCCUUUGUUUUCUCUUUGAUUCACUCCAGCCCUUGUACAGAGAUCUGUUUAGAAGUCUUGGUUGCUGCUCCAAUGAUCAGUUUGUACCACAUCUCUGAGAUUUAUAGUCAUGAGCUCUCAGUAUGAAGUGUGUAUGACUUUGAGAAUUGCCUCAGCACCCUGAAACAGUGGAAGGCCGGAGUUUAUCAAGUGUCUAACUCCCUCCUCUAAGAGGGUCUUGACGAGCCCAGCUGCCAGAGACAGUGACAGCAAAUUCUGGAUCUACUGCGUCCAUUGCUCAUUAUUUUCACCUACAUCGUGUAGGCCUCUACUUGCUGUGCUCUGACCAGGGCCCCCUUGGCGGAGAGAGCUAUCAGGGAAGAGGGUGGUUCAUCUGACUUCAGGGUCUUACUCUAAAACUCAGAAGUUCCCCACAUUGCAUGAACGCCAAUGCUCAGAGUGUGUGGAACUGUAAGCCUGGAUUAAAAACCUGAUACCCCGUCUUCCCAGGGAUAGGAAGAUGCCUGUCUCCCUGGUUACCCCCAAGGCCUCAGCAGUUUAUCACCUUUGUAAGUGAGUUCUGUGGGUGCAGGCUCUAGAGAAGACGCAAUCGUCGUUUUUAGGUCACUGGCAUCCAGGUGUAAACUAACUUCUGGUUCUGUUCUGUUAAUCCUCACCAGCCUACAUGGAAAGCUCUAAAUAAAUCCUUAGCAGUUUGUAGCUUGGGUCUUCCUGAGAGCAUCCUGGUACCAAGAGAGGAUGAGGUAUGAUUUGAUAAGGUCUGAGCCAAAAAGUAUGUCAUGGGGAAUUGCUAAAUCGAGUUUCUCCUGAUUAUGAGAAACAAAUAAGAUAAAAAAAAA